Molecule: messenger RNA, 852 nt
Organism: Entrophospora sp. SA101
Lineage: Eukaryota; Fungi; Glomeromycota; Glomeromycetes; Entrophosporales; Entrophosporaceae
Source: the annotation of a GenBank genome assembly
AUGAUGAUAGCUAUAAAUAUCGUGCAAACCGGAAAUAUCAAUGCAACAAUUAAAGCAAUAUUUCAUAAUCAUGAUUUCAUUAAAACUUCAAAAGACUCAAUUCAGCAAGGAAAAAGGUUUGGAAUUAUACUUGAUAGAACCAAUUUCUAUGCAGAACAAGGUGGUCAAACAUAUGACACAGGUUCAUUGACCAUUGAUGGACAGGCAGAAUUUGUGGUAGAGAAUGUGCAAGUUUAUGGUGGAUAUGUUUUACAUGUUGGAUAUUUGAAAUAUGGCAAUUUAUCUGUUGAUGAUUCUCUACGUCGUUGGCCGAUUAGAAACAAUCAUACUGCCACUCAUAUAUUAAAUUUUGCUUUACGUGAAGUUUUUGGUACUGUCAUUGAUCAGAAAGGUUCUUUGGUUGCACCAGACAAGUUAAGAUUUGACUUUUCACUAAAGAAAGGUGCAACAAAUGAUGAAAUAAAACGAGUUGAAGAAAUUUCAAAUCAAUUUAUUAAAAACAAUAAAAAAGUAUAUUCUAAAGAUGUUUCAUUACAAGUUGCCAAAGCAAUUCAUGGACUUCGUGCAGUAUUUGGAGAAGUUUAUCCAGAUCCAGUAAGGGUUGUUUCGAUUGGUUAUGACAUUGAUGACAUUAUAAAAGAUGUCUCAAACCCAAGAUGGAAUGAUACCUCAAUAGAAUUCUGUGGUGGAACUCAUGUUGCAAAAACAGGAGAUAUAAAAGGUUUUAUUAUAUUAGAAGAAUCAGGUAUUGCUAAAGGAACUCGUAGAAUUGUUGCUGUUACAGGUGAAGAAGCUCAACAAGUAAUUAUAAAUUUCAUUAAAGUUUUUGCAAUUAAUAUAAUAAUAGUAUGA